CUAGGGCUGAGGACGACAAAGCAACUUAGAAGGCCGGAGACAGGAUUCGCACUUCUAUCGAUCGAUAUCUCGUUCUCUUUCCUUUUCUUUCCUUUCCUUCCAUCGUCCCACUUUCGUCCGCACGAAACGAACCGAACCAUCCGCCAUGCGUCUUUCCAGCCUGCUCCUGUCCGCCGGCCUCGGGCUCGUCCACCUCGCCGCCGCAGCCUACGACGUGACCGCCUGCAACUCCUCACCGUCCCUCUGCAACGUAACCUACAACGCCAUCCUGCACGUAGGCGCGCACAACUCUGCCUUCGUACGGACGGCCAAAAACAGUUUCGCGACGGGCGGCAACCAGUUCCACAACGCGAGCAUCCAGCUAUCGGCGGGGAUCCGACUACUGCAGUCGCAGAUCCACCUCGAAAUGAACGAGAUCCGCCUGUGCCACACCACGUGCAGCAUCUUCGACGCCGGAUUGCUCAAGGACUGGUUGAUAGGCAUCAAUGCCUGGAUGCGCCAGCACCAGAACGAAGUCGUCACCCUGCUCCUGGUCAACGAUGGCAAGAUCCCGCCCACCCGCAUCGCGGAGGCGUUCGUCGCCGCGGGUCUGGCGGAUCUGGCGUACGUCCCGGAGACCGGCGCACAGUGGCCUACACUGCAGUCCAUGAUCCUCGAUAAGAAACGGCUGGUAUCCUUCAUUAGCACCUCCGCCGACGUCAAGGCCGUCCCCUACCUCCUCCCGGAGUUUGACUACAUCUUCGAAACUGAUUUUGAAGUCUUCGAUCCGGCGAACUAUACCUGCUAUGCGACGAGACCGUCGGCGUUCAAGGGACAGGCUCUGCUGAAGGACGUACUGGCGACCGACAGGAUGGGGUUCAUGAAUAGGUUCUUGUACAGAACUAUCAGUGAGACCUUGGGUCUUUAUGCGGCGAAUGAUACCUAUUCAGCCACGCUCAAUGGAGACACGGGGGUGGGCAACCUGAAGGACGGCGUAAAGAAGUGUACGAGCGAGUGGGGCCGGAAGGGCGGGUUCGUGCUGCUGGAUUUCGUUGACCAGGGCGACCCAAUGAAAGUAGCAGACGCGCACAACAACGUGACCAAGCCGGUCAACCGCGAGCCGUUCCCGCCAAACCCAAAGACCGUACAGGAGAACCAGAAGCAGGACUAUGCCGGUGGUACUGUAACCCUCCACCGCCUGGUGGAUAGGGUCAAGAAGGGCGAGCCUGUGGUCGCCGGGCAGUGGAUAUUUGCUGCGGGCAAGUGGAUGGGCACGUGGAAGAUGAACGGGAAAUAGUGGAGGCGCAGGCGGGCAUGUG
Messenger RNA from Tricharina praecox, 1298 nucleotides. RefSeq names its product PLC-like phosphodiesterase. Lineage: Eukaryota; Fungi; Ascomycota; Pezizomycetes; Pezizales; Pyronemataceae. The transcript is spliced from 2 exons. Gene Ontology annotation, biological process: lipid metabolic process. Gene Ontology annotation, molecular function: phosphoric diester hydrolase activity. The record is from RefSeq and is a predicted model, not a curated record. The coding region runs from base 146 to 1276 and encodes 376 amino acids.